UUCCAUUGCAUCUCCGAUUCGCGGCUCCUCGGAAUAGCUUGGGAGCUCCUAGAACUUCUUUUUCUGCCGCUUCGUCAUCGACAUCGCCUCUCUCAGUCACGGCGUCACUACCCCCCGUUCGCCCAUUGCCCCAGCAAACAUUCUCCACCGUGGACCAUGCGCACGCCUUCCUUCUCUCGAUUUUGGGAUUUUGAAUACACGCCUCGCGCUGAUUCGAGGUAGCUGGAUUCAUUGCCAGACAGGUCCACUGGGGACAAAAGAGCCGCGAACAGGAAACUCCAAAGUCGAAGCACAGCAGUCAUGUCCAAGAACUCUGCCCCCGAUGUUGAGAGCAGUGUGUCUCUGGCACAAAAGAUGAUGUCUGCCACCACGGGCAGCAUCAUCACCUCUCUUCUCAUCACACCCUUGGAUGUUGUACGAGUGCGUCUCCAAUCGCAAUCGCAUGCCUCGAGCCCUUCGCCAUCCUCAUUCACAAACCCGCGCGCCUACACUGUGGGAUCUCUAGCACAGUUCCGUGACCUGCCUCCGAAUCUCGGCAUCACCACUUGCUGCAGAGAGGUCUUCUGGAUCAAUAACCAUGCCCCUUUCUGCGUUGCUGGACCCACCCUGGCCCCACUCAACCCUAUCGACACAUCAUGUGCUGUGCAUGAGGUAGAGCGGAGGACAAUCAAUGGUACUUGGGACGGAUUGCGCAAGAUCGCUCAAAACGAAGGCCUCCGGACGCUAUGGAGAGGACUGUCACCAACCCUGGUUAUGGCCGUCCCUGCCAAUGUCAUAUACUUUGCUGGGUAUGAUUGGUUACGUACAGCACAACAGUCGCCUUUCCGCACAACAGUUUCCGAUGCAUACAUACCAUUGGUAGCGGGUGCCACUGCACGGGUCAUGGCCGCCAUCGCCGUCAGCCCUAUUGAGAUGUUCCGGACCCGAAUGCAGGCAGCGAGUCACACGGCCACAGCAGCGGGUCACUUUCGCGAGACAAUGGACGGUUUACGGGAAAUGGUGGCUUCCCAAGGCAUUCCAAGUCUAUGGAGAGGCCUCACAUUGACUUUGUGGCGAGAUGUACCUUUUUCUGCACUGUAUUGGUGGGGUUACGAGUACGGACGUGACGCCAUAACUGAUAUGCGGGGACGAAUGGAAGCAAGGAACUAUGGAGACGAAUUCCGUGUUGGUCGCGGAGAAGAGAGAAGACACAGGCGAAGUCGCUCGCGCAGUCGAGAGAACCACACCGCAACAUUGGUCGACAGCUUUGUCGCUGGUGCCGGCUCAGGCGCAGUCGCUGCUUUUGUUACUACACCGUUUGACGUCGGGAAGACAAGGCAACAAGUGACCCAGCACACUGGUGACUCGGCGCGAGGCCUUCAUGGAACUGCUGUACGACCAGAGGACCGUUCUAUGCCUCGCUUUCUUUGGUAUAUUUUCAAAGAGCAGGGCACAUCUGGACUCUUCAGAGGGUGGGCAGCUCGUUGCCUCAAAGUUGCUCCCGCCUGUGCCAUCAUGAUCAGCAGUUAUGAAGUCGGAAAAAAGAUGGCCACUAACAUCAACGAGCGUCGGCAAGAAGACAUCUGA
Messenger RNA from Periconia digitata, 1566 nucleotides. The record is from the annotation of a GenBank genome assembly. NCBI's taxonomy places the organism in Eukaryota, Fungi, Ascomycota, Dothideomycetes, Pleosporales, Periconiaceae.